Molecule: messenger RNA, 876 nt
Organism: Fusarium redolens
Lineage: Eukaryota; Fungi; Ascomycota; Sordariomycetes; Hypocreales; Nectriaceae
Product: clathrin adaptor complex small chain-domain-containing protein
Exons: 7
Coding region: 1-876 (291 amino acids)
Biological process (GO): protein transport; vesicle-mediated transport
Cellular component (GO): intracellular membrane-bounded organelle; AP-1 adaptor complex
Molecular function (GO): clathrin-cargo adaptor activity
Source: RefSeq, a predicted model, not a curated record
AUGGCCAUUCAAUAUCUCAUUCUCCUAUCCCGUCAGGGCAAAGUGCGCCUUGCCAAAUGGUUCACAACACUCUCCCCCAAGGAUAAGGCCAAGAUCGUCAAGGAUGUAUCUCAGCUUGUGCUCGCUCGAAGAACGCGCAUGUGCAACUUUCUCGAAUAUAAGGAUACAAAGAUUGUCUAUCGCCGAUAUGCAUCACUCUUCUUCAUUGCCGGAUGCUCUUCCGAAGAUAACGAGCUGAUCACCCUCGAAAUUAUCCACCGAUACGUCGAACAGAUGGACAAGUACUACGGCAACGUUUGCGAGCUCGACAUCAUCUUCUCCUUUACCAAGGCAUACUAUAUCCUCGACGAAAUCCUCCUCGCCGGCGAGCUGCAGGAAACGAGCAAAAAGAAUGUUCUUCGCUGCAUCGGCCAACAGGACUCCCUUGAAGACAUGGAGCCCGGCAACCUACACCCACCCACCCGCCAAAUCGUCGCAAGACAGCUGACGCCAAGCCUCCAACAAGGUCGAGGACGAAGUUACAAAGAUCAUGUAAACCUCCUUGACGACCUUUUAAUUGCUGCCCGACAUCAAUCCGGCACCGCUCCCGAAGCGUCGGAUCGAGGCGACCGAUCAAUACCUACCAAACGAUUUUAUAUGAGUUACAGCCGACGAACAAGUAUUGGCGUCGCUCAAGGAGUCAGGAAUUCUGUAAUGGAAAAGUCUCAGGCGGCUGAGCAUCUCUUCGAUGGGAAGAGAGGACACAGGCUGCAUCCCACUGAAGAUAGUCAGGCCUGGCAUGCUGGGUUUGCUCUUAUGCUUAUCGAACCCGAGAUCAACCGCACUGCUCCGUCGCAACACCUCGACCCGCAACCGGAAUCAAGAGAAAACGAUUGA